AUGUCGACUCAAGCACAUGUUACCGAAGCUGCGCAGCUCGUCGGCUAUACUUUCACCACCUCUCUCCAUUUGGAGGGCAUGGGAAACGACUUCUGCAUGAGACCUCUUCGGAUCUGCUGGCCGGUAUACCAGAAGAAUGUCAUCUUUUCGCAAUUGCAGGAAGUAGUCACUGCUGAUGUCGACGGAGAGUCAGUAGCGUACGAGAAGUACAUAUCAAUUGUCCAAACCAACAGUCGCCGUCGUUUUCGUCGUCCCAAGCCCCUACCAAUGCAGCGCAAGCAAGUUGAAGACGGUCUAGAUCUCACCACGACAGUGGACGCCCAGCCAACAACGGUCCAGAAGCGUCGACGAGACGACAGUGAGGCCGGUGGCGACCGAAUGGAGCCUCCCAGGACCAAGAGUGGCAGACGUGUGCCCAAAGGCUGCACGACCACCACGAGGAGUGGCAAUGCAGCAGGGAGCGACACGCCGACGAUCCCGCGAGAAGUCAUGCGAUGGGCUUGUUCUUUACGGAAUCGCUAG
Baudoinia panamericana UAMH 10762 is the source of this 522-nucleotide messenger RNA. RefSeq lists its product as uncharacterized. NCBI's taxonomy places the organism in Eukaryota, Fungi, Ascomycota, Dothideomycetes, Mycosphaerellales, Teratosphaeriaceae. The coding region runs from base 1 to 522 and encodes 173 amino acids. The record is from RefSeq and is a predicted model, not a curated record. The transcript has a single exon.